Xiphias gladius (swordfish) is the source of this 4212-nucleotide messenger RNA. RefSeq names its product interleukin 10 receptor, beta (gene il10rb). The record is from RefSeq and is a predicted model, not a curated record. Lineage: Eukaryota; Metazoa; Chordata; Actinopteri; Istiophoriformes; Xiphiidae. The transcript is spliced from 8 exons. The coding region runs from base 165 to 1415 and encodes 416 amino acids. Gene Ontology annotation, molecular function: interferon receptor activity; protein binding.
AGCAGCACCAGCAGCACCACCACCACCACCACCACCACCACCAGCACCACCACCACCACCACCACCCAUUGAGCCCGAAUUGAGACCAGUUUAGCAAAGACACUGAGCACAUGAAAAAGUUCAGGUGGAAAGGUUAGCUGUCAGUACAUCGCGAAACAACAACCAUGUCCGCAGCUUUCUAUGUUUGCUUUCUCUUUUGGUGCCACCGAAACUGCGUUGUCGGAGAGGAGUUGGCACCACCACAGGAUGUGAUAAUGAUCACCAUGAACACCAAUUACACACUGAGCUGGGACUGGGACCAGAAUCCUGCAGAUAGUCACGCUGUCACCUUCACCACACAAUAUGUCGGGAAGUACAAGCUGAAGUCCAAGAGAAGGAACCCAGACUGGUCCACAGCAUGUGAGGAGACAUCACACAGGUCAUGUGACCUCACUGCAUUCGAAUUGCACUACUUGGGCAUCUACAUGCUUCGUGUACGAGCCAACGUGAAUGGGCGUCACUCCAUUUGGGUGUUGUUGGAAUUCUGCCCUGAUAAAGAUGCUGCUGUGGGUCCUCCAGCUGAAGUGGACCUUGCUCCUGCUGGAAGUGACCUUGAUGUUUUCAUCUCUGACCCUCUGACCAGCACCAACAGCUCCAUGAAGGACAAUCUUCCUAAUAUGUACUACCACAUCCUCUACUGGGAGCGCUCUGCAGACACACAGGAAUUAAGACCCCAGACGUUAAGCAGCAGUACCAACAUGGUUACUUUGCCAAACCUUAAGGCCUGGACAUGGUAUUGUGUGAGCAUCCAGUCACGCUACGAUUUCUACAACAAGAGCAGCAGCUUCACCUCACCCCAGUGUAUGCAGACAGAAGGUGAUACUCCAUGGUGGCAGAUUUUACUGUACUUCCUGGGCUCUCUGGUGAUCUGCUUCCUGGUCAUGUUACUCUCACUCUAUAGCUCCUUUUGGUGCUACAAGACCCUCAAAGCAACAUUGUACCCGUCCAACCAGCUGCCUACACACUUCAAGGAGUAUCUUUGUGACUCUCCUGGCUCUGACAUUCCUCGCCUCCUCACUCCGGAUUCAGAAUCAGAGCUGCUGUGUGAUAAGGUGACUGUCUGUGCAGAGCCAGUGGUGCUGGAAAUCCACCACCCUCCUCCUGAGGCCAUGCCAGUUCUUCCAUCAGGACUGGAGCCAGACAGCAGUGGCAGACACAGUCGUCAGGACAGCAGCAGCAGUGGAGACUCAGGAGUUUACUCCACAGGGGGCAGUUCCAACUUGCGGGAACCCAACAGCAGUCAAUCCUUCACAUGGGCUGAACUCUUCUGGAAGGGCCCGUUUGACCCGGAGCACGUAAAGAUGCAGGAAAUUACUCCAGGGCUCAAGAGUCAAGCUCUGAUCGGAGAUGACGGCAUUGUAAACAUGUGUGUCUGAAGGUAUGCAUGGGAAAAUACAGAGACAUGAAGCCAGAACGAUGUUAAGGAAGAUGGAGGUUUGUGGAAAAUGUACAGUGUGCCUUUUCUCCAACUGUCACUGUGAAACAAGAAGAAACAAGGAAAAAAGUAGGGAAAAAGAACUACUAGAAAAAACAAGAUCAUGAGUGACAUACUCACACAAAGAACAAAACUGAUCUGCUGUGGUGUCACUCAACGUUUCUAAACUCCAAAAACGAAGGGUAGAGUCAUGCUGAUGACAUACCAUUUCAGUGCUGACAUAUCUCUCUUUAAAAAUACUUAUGAAGAUCCGGAUACUUGUGUUACCUACAUUUUGGUACCAACCAGGAAAUACUUUUAGUGCUGAUUUAAAUAUGUUGUGUUCCCUUCACCACAUCUUCAAGAACCAUUGUUUUAGCCCUGCAUUCAUACUAUGAAUGGUCGACAUGUCGCUCUAAUCUGUGACUGAAAGGAUUAGAGUAUAUAUGUGUAACAGUCUGCAUUAAUAAUGGUUUGAGAGUUAAAUAGUAUUUUUUUUAUCUCUUCUAUUGUCGCAUUACUUUAAUGAGACAACAAAAGUAGCUGAUUAGGUAACAAUAAUUGUUACCUAAUCAGUUGUUCUCAAAGCACUGUUGAAGUUGCAGAGAAGAGAGUCAGACCCAAUUUGAUAUAGACCUGAGGAUAAUUAAACCUGGUCCAAAAUGUACUGCACCACUGGCAACGACAUGAUGAGUCACACUUUAAUAUGCAGCUGUGUUGAAAAGAGCUAGGUCACAUGUAAUUUUACUGGACACAGUUAACACUCUUGCUGCCUCAAAAAACAAAUUUCUCUCCUGUGACGAGUACAACAUAUUGACACACAGACUAAAUAGAACAGGACCCUAUAUAGCCUGAUUAGACCCAAUAUAAUUUGGACCCAGCCAGACCUUAGUUCUGUGUUGGGGCUUGUUUACUGGGAACUAAGUGGACUUGUGAAGACCUCUUCUGUAGUGGCAACAUUUGGAAGUUCAAGUCAUGUGACAACCUGGAGCCAAGAAAGACAAUUCUGCCACGAACAUUGAUUACAGGAUUGUAAAACAUUGAAUAAAGAUUUUCUGAAAAUUACUUGCAGUCAGAAUUUUGUCAUAUCAAAAUAUUUUUGCUCCAUACUUUUUCUCUGUAUGGAACUGACUGGACACUGUUGAACAGACUAAUGGCUGGCAGCCAAAAAGGUUGUGGUGUCUGACCUGUGGAUAAUGUUGCUUCAAGUUUGAACAUAUAAUUAGAGAUACUUUUCUGUGCUCAGCUUUGUUGUGUGGCAUUGAGACGAAAGGUAGGAGUAUGUACUUGUAGCGUAUAGAUGUUUGAAUAAUUUAGCUCCUUUUUUUUGAAAAUCCCACGUCAUGGCUCAUAGACACGCACAUGGAUCUUUUGCACUCUUGCAGUGUACAGCUGUCUUACCAACACCUUUCACCACUGGAGUUUGACAGCUGAAAAUACCAAUAAUGUCAACAUGGAUGUCAUCCUGACAGGUUAUCAAAGAUACAAACAAGAAAUUAAAAUUUGAUCCAUCAAUAAUCUGUUACAUGGAAGAGGUAAAAUGGAAUGGAAGAAAAGUGAGGAAUAAGAUUGGUAGCAUACCCUGCUUGUUUGCUUUUUCUAUGUUUAUACUCCUUUAGACCUGCCUCCAUUGUAUGCACCAUGUCCAAGCUGAGAAUAGUUGGUGUCAGUGCGAGGAAAGGACAUAAAUGUAACGUAGAGUUUCUACAUAUAGUCAUGUAAAUAUACUGUAUGUCUCAGGCAGUGCUGGUCAUUGCCAGUUAAGGGUAUGACCUACUGACAGUGAUGUUUAAAAUGAUUCUGUUGUUCAACGUUUUGCUAAAAUGUCUCAUGUUGUUUAGAAGAACUGUAAUAAAGAAAUUCAUUUUAAACAGGAUAGUUUGACCUAAAUAUUUCUAUUAAUAUCCACCAGUCCAUCCAGAACAGCUACUUGCUAAAAUUUCUCCACUUUCAUCUUCUAAAUAGUUGUGUUGUUUGAAAGGACAUAGAUAAGAAUUUAUCUGUCCUGUCAUUUUUCUAAGACAUUCAGUAUGAAAUAAUUCCAGAGGAAUUAGUCACUAUUAGGAAAGCAAAAGUUUUCUUUUUUUGUGGUCAUAUUUGUGCGUGUGUCUGAGAAAAGCUUGCAGUAAUUUUAACACAAGCAUUAAAUAUGUGAAGAUUCUCAGUCAUUUGGUCAUGGUAUUUCUAAGUAAGGCAACUGGACAUGCUUCUCAAGCCAGUCCAGUCGCCUUCAUAUAGAAUUUAGGAAAAAUCAGUUUUAUUCUUCCAUUUAUGAAUCUCUCAGAAUCUUGUUGCCAUUUCGUUUUGUUUGUUCUCAGGCCUUAUUUUUUUGUAUCAAAGAUUUUUUUUUUCAGAAUUUUGAUUGGAGCCUUGUUAUUUCCAUGUCUGAUCAUCUUUAAUGUUUGUUUUUAUUUAUGUUUUGAAACUUGUUUGUAACAGAACUUGAAUCAGCACACUUUAAGUUCUAUGUACAGUUACAGUUAUCCCUGUAUGCUUUCAUCUCUCUCAAGUUUUACCUCGGUCCAAGAUCACUUAUUCUGUGACUUCACAUUCAACAAUGACAGAAGGAAUCUUAGCAAACUUAUUGUGUGAAAUAAGUUCGUUCUUGUUGCACAAUUUCCAAUCUGCAUUGCCUCAACAUCUUACCACUCUUUGUUGCAAUGAUAGUUGAAAUUGUAUAUAAGCCUCUUGUGAAGCAGUAUACUGGUGAAUCUACAGCACCCAUGUUAAUGGACAAUCAUAAAAAUGAAAUAAAUCAC